UCUAUAUAUCCUGAAGUUAUAAUUUUAAAUGAUUGGCUCACAAAAAUGCUUCCUUGCCACCAGCAGUGAUUCCAGUGAUUUUGUAGCCAUCCGUUUUUACUAUACGAAAUUCAACACCAGUGACCUUCUGCUCUGAAGUCACACUUUUAAAAUGCAGAAGCCGUUUCUGUCAGAAUAUGUAGAACCUCCUGAAGGACUUCAUAAACUUUUGGAAACAGACAGAGUUACUGUGAAGCAGAUAAAACUGGCCCAAGAUGCAAAAAAAUAUGAUGCUGUGAUGUAUGAAGCUGUACUGGAUACUGCUGAAUUACUGUUGAGAUUUGUAGAGAAAUCCAGUUUUGUACAACGUUUUUGGUGUGGUUCCCAUAGAGCUUUCGAUAUGGAAGUACGCAAUGUGAACGGGAAACUUGUUAUGCAUCUUCAAAGACCAAUGAGAUGCCCGUCUGUAAUUUGCUUCUGUUGUCCUUAUGAAAUGAAAGUUGAAGCUCCAGUCGGUGAAUCCUUAGGAAGUAUUGUUCAAAAUUAUGGACGACUUGGUCAUACAUUCUCCUUGAAAGACUGGAACGGGAAUGUACAACUAGAUCUAAAAGGUCCUUGGUUUUCGUACACUUGUUGCUUAGAUCUUAUAUUUAAGAUUUAUGCACAUGGCUAUCAUAAAUCGAUCGGACGGAUAAUACAUCGGUGGAAUCAAGAGUUCGACAGUUUCCGUAUCGACUUCCCCUUAGAUUUGGAUUAUCGUAUGAAACUACUGCUUAUAUGCGCCGCAAUAUUUUUGAAUACGAAAUAAGCGAAGCCCCUUCAGUGUAUAGAUAUAUUUACAGCAUAUACAUAUACUUGGUAUAUGUUGCAAAGUUCAGUGGAACACAAAAAUCUAAUGAAAACCAUCACAUUGAAAAU
Messenger RNA from Trichobilharzia szidati, 897 nucleotides. Lineage: Eukaryota; Metazoa; Platyhelminthes; Trematoda; Strigeidida; Schistosomatidae. The record is from the annotation of a GenBank genome assembly.